AUGUCGGACGAGGAGGUCAUCAAACGCCGGCUACAAAUCGAUGGCGACGGAACCGGCGACGAUAGACGCUUGAACGAUUUGUUGAAAACGUUCAUUAAAUGGUGCAACUCAAACGAUGCUUCGGAUAACAGCCAACCGAUCUACGAUCGCUUACUAGCUCAACUUGCACAGUGCGAGUUUGAUAUGAAAAAGUCCGACUUUUACGCGGACGUUAUGCAGCAAGAGCUGAAAAACUAUGCCACCAUCUCGGACACGAUAGAGUCGGGAAUUGAAACGGCAAAGGCACAGAUCGUGCAAAGCAAACAGAACCUGGUGCUGGCGAAGAAGAUUCGCAAGAAUCGGAUGGAGUACGAUAUGCUGGCGAAAACGAUAAACCAGCAGCCGGAUCGCAAAAAUACUGUCCAGGAGCUGGAAUCAUUGAAACAGAAUCUGGACCAGCUGAAGGAGAGUAGGGCCGAUCUGCAACGGAAGCUGGAAACGAAGAAGAAGGAUUUUAGUGUGCUGAUGCGAUCGAUCGCGGAGCUGCAGAACAAGCUGGAUCCGAUGAUGGCGGUAACUGGUGCGAGUGCAUGUGAUGAGGAAGCGAUGGACAUAGCUCCAGCACUGGUAGCCGACGAGAAGAUGUCAUGUGACGAUCCGCUGGCGCUCGAGGAGGAUGACGAUGCUGCCAGUUCAGAUAAUGAUGAAGUAAUACUUUCCUCACCGGAGAAACUUACCUAA
Messenger RNA from Anopheles marshallii, 720 nucleotides. It is a transcript of the gene thoc7, whose product is annotated as THO complex subunit 7 homolog. The transcript has 3 exons. Gene Ontology annotation, cellular component: THO complex part of transcription export complex. The record is from RefSeq and is a predicted model, not a curated record. The coding region runs from base 1 to 720 and encodes 239 amino acids. NCBI's taxonomy places the organism in Eukaryota, Metazoa, Arthropoda, Insecta, Diptera, Culicidae. Gene Ontology annotation, biological process: mRNA processing.